AACUUGCGAAAUUAUAGUUUUUAAUUACGCCAGAUUAAAAAUUACUGCUAUUGAAUUGAAUCGUCAUGAGUAAAAGCAACUCGUCAACCGGCGAUCCCACCGGUGAAAAGGGAAAGAACCUUCAGCUACUGACGGAUCCGAAGUAUGUCACCAAAGCAACGGAAAUCGUCGAACCCCUUCCGAGCGGGGAAGUGGACCGAAACCUGGACACCGUUCUGGAGGCAGUAAAAACCGUCGAUCAAACGUGCGAUUUCAAGCGCUGCAAGCAGAAAACCAACAUGAUGGGAACGAGCUGCGAGUUCUGCCGGCAGCGGUUCUGCUUCCGGCAUGGCCUACCGGAGGUGCACGGCUGCGGGGAUGCCGUCCGGAAGCAGGAGCGAGAAGAGUUCCUGCACCCGCUGCCCGCUAAAACCGUACAGGCACAGGAGGAUCUCAAAAAGGCGCACGGUCGGCUCGAUCAGAAGCUGAAGCAGAUGAAUCUGAGCCGGAAGGCCAAACCAAGCGGCGGGGGAGUGCCGGCGGCACCGUCGUCAUCAUCGGGACGUGGUCGGGGAGGGACACGCCGGGCGAAGUCUUGAAUUAUGCUUUAUUCAAAUACUUGGAAAGUUCAA
Messenger RNA from Sabethes cyaneus, 611 nucleotides. RefSeq names its product DNA-binding protein SMUBP-2. The record is from RefSeq and is a predicted model, not a curated record. The coding region runs from base 66 to 578 and encodes 170 amino acids. Gene Ontology annotation, molecular function: zinc ion binding. Lineage: Eukaryota; Metazoa; Arthropoda; Insecta; Diptera; Culicidae. The transcript has a single exon.